AUGCGGAUGAGGGGCCAUAGUCAGAGGCAUUGUCGUGUAUCCCACCAGGGUGCGGGUAGGGGCACAACACAGCCAGCCAGCCCAGCACCUGCUACAUCUUCAGCCCCCUCUCCAGCUCGAGAACCAGAACAACUUCAUGAACCAUUCUCGGUAUUUACUCCGGUGGGUGAGCCUAUUACGGCUGCACGAGUUUAUAGGGGUUGUGUUGUUACGGCAGCUCCCGCUAGGGGUAGGGGACGUGGCCAUGCUAGGGGCUGUGGUAGGGGUAGAGCCCAGCCACCAGUAGCAACACCAGUGGCGGAGCAUCAGGUUGACCUUGGCGAGGAGGUUCCGGCCCCAGCCCAGAUAGUUCCGGCAGGCCCAGCUCAGGCUGGAGAAGGAGCCCAGACUCCUACUGCACGUACUCCGAAGCAGGUAGCUCCCCAGACUCAGAUUCCACCGGGUCAGCCAGCUGCGAUAGUUUAG
Molecule: messenger RNA, 465 nt
Organism: Nicotiana attenuata
Lineage: Eukaryota; Viridiplantae; Streptophyta; Magnoliopsida; Solanales; Solanaceae
Product: fibrous sheath CABYR-binding protein-like
Exons: 4
Coding region: 1-465 (154 amino acids)
Source: RefSeq, a predicted model, not a curated record